UUUCGUCUGUCUACUCGUCCAUUUUGAGUUUUGAGUUUCACUGAAGUCUAGUCUAAACCUCGGAACUAACUAACUAUAGUAUAGCCAUGCAAUGAGCGCAGUGCACGCUAAAUACUGAUAGGCUUCUCAGCAAGGUCGCGGCAGACAGAUUGUUGUAGCUCAGCGCUCAACGCUCAACCAUCGCGUGGCCUUGGCAAAAGUAUACGAACAACAUCGUGCGACGAAAUCGACGGCAGACGGGUGAUAGUUUGUGAUUGUGAAGCAAGUGGCAGAAGUUGCUAAGCGAUAAUGGCAACGACUGUACUGUUACGCAAUAGUUGCCUCCGAGCAGUCUACAGCACGAAAAUCCUCCGUAUACAGAAAGGCUGUAUUCCGGCUAUAUCAAACAGGAAUGCACACUUCAUAGGUUCUGCUGAUGAAGCUGUGAAGGAUAUUAAGGAUGGUUCCAAAGUACUUGUUGGAGGUUUUGGUCUGUGCGGUAUCCCAGAGUGCCUCAUCUCAGCACUUUCAAAAACAGGAGCAAAGAACCUGACAAUUGUCAGCAAUAAUGCCGGAGUGGACAAUGCUGGUUUGGGUGUCCUCCUGAGGUCUAGGCAGGUGAAGCGCAUGAUCUCAUCUUACGUUGGCGAAAAUGCAGAAUUUGAACGCCAGUACCUCUCCGGUGAGCUGGAACUCGAGUUUGUUCCUCAGGGAACACUUGCGGAGCGACUGCGGGCUGGUGGUGCAGGCAUUCCUGCGUUCUUCACACCGACUGCAUACGGCACAUUAAUUCACCAAGGGGGUGCUCCAAUAUGCUAUGACAGCAAUGGCAACGUGAAGCUGAAAAGUGAACCUCGAAAGCAUGAAGUUUUUGAUGGGAAGAACUACAUCAUGGAACAUGCCAUUACUGGAGACUUUGCACUGGUCAAAGCAUGGAAGGCCGACAAGGCUGGGAACCUGAUAUUCAGGAAGACAGCAUCAAACUUCAACCCUCCAAUGUGCAAAGCGGCCAAAUUUACAAUCGCCGAAGUAGAAGAAAUAGUGGAGAUUGGAGACAUUCCCGCAGAACACGUUCACAUCCCAGGAAUCUAUGUGAAGUGUGUCUUUAAGCAGCCUCCUGGUGUCCAAAAGAGGAUAGAGAAAAAGAAGACGAGGAGCAAGUCAGCUGAAAGUAAAAAAGGACCAGGCGAAGACACCAGAAAUCGAAUCAUCAAGAGAGCUGCCCUCGAGUUCAAGGACGGGAUGUACGUCAAUUUGGGUAUCGGCAUACCUGUUCUAGCUAGCAACUACAUUCCCAAGGGCAUGCAGGUUGUGUUGCACAGCGAAAACGGUAUCUUGGGCGUUGGUCCCUAUCCAACGGAGGAAGAGGUGGAUCCAGAUCUUAUCAAUGCCGGGAAAGAAACCGUGACUGCUCUGCCUGGUUGUUCGUACUUUAGCAGUGACGAGUCAUUUGCCAUAAUUAGGGGUGGCCACAUUCAUCUUACCAUGUUGGGAGCCAUGGAGGUGUCGCAGUAUGGGGACCUUGCCAACUGGAUGAUCCCGGGUAAACUUGUGAAGGGUAUGGGUGGUGCCAUGGAUUUGGUGUCAAGCAAGGCAGCAGGCACACGAGUCGUGGUCACGAUGGAACACAAUUCAAAGGCGGGCAAACCCAAGAUCCUCACUAAAUGUUCUCUACCAUUGACUGGAGAGCGCUGCGUCGACCUUAUCAUCACAGAGAAGGGUGUUUUUGAUGUAUGUGAGCAGAAGGGUCUUACCCUGAUAGAGAUUGCUGAUGGCCUCACAGUGGACGACAUCAGGAAAAGCACAGGGUGUCCAUUUGAAGUAUCUCCCAAUCUGAAGCCCAUGCAGCAAGUCAGUGUCUAAUUUCGGAGCUGCCUCGAAACAAGGGUAGAUUUUAUACUGGUGCACCGUUCUCGAUGUAGAACUGUGAAAGGGGUUCGUUACAUGGAGUGUACCUGGGGACCUGUUGCUAUACCCGUUAACUGAACACACGUCUCUCCAGAUGUUCAUUUACUGCAGUUUGUUACACUGAUAUUUUAUGUGUAUAAUGAUUACUUUGUGUUUACAGGAAGUUUAUAUUUGAAGUUGUAGCAGUGCUGCUAACAAUAUUGCAAUACAAAUGGUGCCAUAUGAGUCCGCACUAGGCAGUAAAUUCGUGCUAUGCAUGGUCGGGCCACGAAUAAAUAAUGCAAUAUAUUUCUGUGUUGGAUUAAGCCAUAGGAGACGUGGAAUUGUCCAUUUCUGGUGUGGAGGACGUUUGUAUAGCACAGUGUGGAAUUCACAGCAUCCAGCUUGCAGGAUUGCAAUUCUGUUCCAGAAAAUCUGCUUACUCCAGGUAUCUUCCUGGACCGUUUCCAGGCUGCUCCUCUGGAAUGUCUUUCAAUAUGUUUCCUGAACAGCGUUCUAAAACCAAAGGGGCUAGCCUGUGGGUGCCUCUGAUAACUCUGUGACUAUACAUUUGCUUGUCAGCACAAGUGAGAUUUUGACAUCCCAUGUGGUGUUGCGUAAAGUGAUGGUCGCAUCUGUUGCAGUCGAUUUGUAAACUAUAGUGCCAUUUUAUUCCUUGUUGGACCGCUGACCACGACCCCCCCCCCCCCCCCGGCUACGUCACUGACUAGCCCCCAACACUGCUCCCAUAGCAUAUAUGUCAUGUUAUGUACGACGCACGAGAGUAUGCAUCGUGUAUGCAGCCUGUAGCAUGAGUAUGAUAGCGCAGCACUUCCACGGCGUUUCCAGACGAGAAUCCUCAAGAUUCUCCGCGAGAAAAUCGAGUACAAAGUGUACAAGUUUUUUUUAUUUCAUUUGACACGGACACUUUCAUUAAAAAGAAGCUGUGAUCAGUCGUUAUUUAAAACCACACAAUUUUUAACAAAGUCCCGAAAUAAGAACGUACCUUGAUAUACCUCAUCCGUUGCCAGUCAGCUUACGCUACGCGGAAGGGCCGAAACCGAAACUAGGCGCAUAUACGGCGGUGGCAACGUCACCACUAACGCAAGGGGGCAUCGCGCGUCCUGGGUCGACUUCACGGGGAAUUGUGCCGACAUUUGUCUUAAAGCGUCCGAGGGAAAACAUCCAGACAACACAGCCGGCGCACGGAUUCGAACCCAGGUCACCUCCCAUUCUCGGCAUGGUCUGCCACUAUAGCUCACGGGAGCUGAUGCGUAUAUUAUUACUCACCUUAUCCUCUGCACUGCACUAUCCUCACACUGCAAGCACCCACUCCAAUCGGUUCGAUAGUUUCAAAGCACGUGGCUUCGGUUUCGGCUCAUUUGCAUAGCGAAAUUCGAAAGUGCAUAUUUCAACGUACUUAGUCGUUUUAGGAUUUUUUUUUAAAUGAGGUGGUCUUAAAUAAUGAGUGGCUCCAAUUUUGCUACCUCACAUUUCCUGGAAAGCCUCUAUAGUGGACUCUCUUCGACAGACGGUCCGCCUGGCCGGAAAACUCACCCGCGAAAACGGCAUCCAUGCUGCUCUCGUAGGUACCGACUAAAAAUAAACACCCUGUGUACCUCCCAAUACAAACACCAUGCCGGGACGGUGCAAGUGUUUGCUGUGCUAAAGAAACGUUGCAGACAUUUUAAGAUCAAGGUUUCAAGAGACUACGACGAACUAUAGACCUCUCCCUGUUUGAAAGCAAAUGACGUCAUAGUGUUCGACAGCAGCACCAAUUUGGUAGAGUUGAACGAGGGAAUAGGCAAUCCUAAACCUAAAUUACCCUGUGUGGUACAGAGAAAGAAGAUAUAGAACAUGUAAUGCUGAGAUGCCCAGCUACCCAAAUGACACGGCCUGAAGUUUCCAGUAUCGCACUAGCACUCGGACUAGAAAACCUACCAAAUGCAGAAGGCUAGGGACAUAAAAGUGCAAACGACAUCUAGCGAACUGGGAGAGACAGGUGAGAAGCACUCUCAGAAACCGAAUCCGGAAUAUUAGCCAAGAGUCCCAACGGAGAGCAAAGUCAGCUGUCAAUCCAAGCCAACCACCUCGGCCGGAGACACCGCGGGGAGCUCCAGAAGCACCGACCUCAACGCCGAACCAGGGAUCUGUUCUCCCUGUUUUUCCUUUGGCCUAGACAUUAUCCGUUUCUCGCCUGUGGUGUCCCCUAUCUCAAAAGGGACUAGGCGAACCUGAACCUGAACCUGAACUACGCUCGAAGCUAGGGGGCGAACAAGGCCGCGACCGAAAUCCAAGGUCUUCAGGGGAUUACGAUGGUCCCUGAAAGGGACGCGACCCUCGGUCCCAAGUGCCCAUUCCUGGAACCCAGCCCUCCUCUUCCGAAUUGUUUCGGUUUCAGUCUGUCUACCAACGUCAUGAUGAUGUUCCUCGGGUAGAGGUCUAUUGCAGCGUUCAUCUAUGUGGGAGUUGCCCACGGAUAUGACCGACCCCUGCUUUCUGGAGCAGUGUCAUCUCAGGAACUGAGCAUUGUUGCGUGACGCAUGACAUCACUCUUUCGUUCAAAAGCUGUGAACAUGUUUCCGUUCUGGCAGAACAAAUAGUUUUUACUACGUUCCAAUCCAUUGAGCUUGAUCCACGAGAAUGUUCCACGUGAGAGGAAUCAUAUAUAUUUUUGCGACGAUACGAAACAAUGCCUCCUGGCAGAGCUGAUGAUAUAGUACACACUUCACUGAUCUCGCAAAACUGUGACGCUCUCGCCCGACGCCUCUUUCUCGGCUGAAUUUGCUGGCCACUAUUCCCGAUGGACUCUCGGUCACACAUGUUGAGUCGCGGACAAGAAAGAGACGCCUAAAAGUAACUCAAUCGCUAAGAGGAAAUUGUUGCCAGCGGGCCUUUGAUUAAGUUGUCAUUUGACGGCCGUUGCGUGUAGCGGCGAUCACGCGAUAUCCCUUUUCACUCUGGAGCCAACAGUGUGACCAUUACCGAGCCAUAUAAGCGAGAGCGUUUCCGCGUGACCAGUUGGUUGCCACAAGUCUUGGAGGACGACUGGAAGCACUAUGGCCCUCAUCUUUCAUGGGGUGCUAUGGGCAGCCAUCUUCUUGCUACCUCCUGUCAACCCGUCCCAUCCGACUCAAAUCAUCAUCAUCCGAACUAUCCAAGAUGACGUUCCCGAGCCUGAGCCCCACUUCACACCUGGCAUCUACACCAUCAGAUCUCACGCGGUGAACAGUAUUGAUCAUCCCCACCACGUCUGGUCUCCACAGACUGCUGUGGUCACACCUGGAGCUUGGACUCCUCUCAUAAUAGUCGGAAAUUCUGGGAGACGCCAUUCAUCCCCUCACCCACUGCCUCCGCCACCCCUUUCACCACAACCCCCACCUCCACCACCACCACCACCACCACCACACACGGCGUCCCCACCAGCGUCGUUUCCACCAGCCGUGACAGAGCCGCCGGAGUUGAGCACCAGGACCAGCAGGGAGACCGGGAUGGAACAAGACGUAGGGAAAAAGGACUCGAGUCGAGUGGAAACUGAUAAGUUGAUCGAAGCAGCGUUCCAGAAUGCCUCCAGAAAGUACUCGGAGAAAAUGGAAGCAUCACCCAAGAUCGUCAUGAACAGAGGGUAGGAGGACAUAGCAUCUGAGCACUGGAUUGGGAUAGCUUGAUCUAACUGGAGCGCGGAGUGACAGGAAAAAGAGGUUUCAGGAAUGGUCUGUGCCGAUGACAUCCAAGUUGGACUGUACAAUACCAGCUUGUUUGAGAAUAAAUUGUGAAAUACUUUUA
Messenger RNA from Ornithodoros turicata, 5652 nucleotides. RefSeq names its product succinyl-CoA:3-ketoacid coenzyme A transferase 1, mitochondrial-like (gene SCOT). Gene Ontology annotation, molecular function: succinyl-CoA:3-oxo-acid CoA-transferase activity. The coding region runs from base 289 to 1842 and encodes 517 amino acids. Gene Ontology annotation, biological process: ketone body catabolic process. The transcript has 16 exons. Lineage: Eukaryota; Metazoa; Arthropoda; Arachnida; Ixodida; Argasidae. The record is from RefSeq and is a predicted model, not a curated record. Gene Ontology annotation, cellular component: mitochondrion.